AUGCCCAAAACACGCCGUAAACCAACUACGAAAAUCCGUGAUUUGCACCGACGCGUCGCCGUCACUUCCGUCGGAUCGAAAUCUCUGUCGACUUCACCUCAUUUGAUUGGUGAUUACACCGUAAUUGAUCACACGUACGAUGCCGUCGUCGUCGGUGCCGGCGGCUCCGGAUUGCGUGCCGCCAUGGGCCUGUCCGAAGCCGGAUUCAAGACUGCGUGUGUGACCAAACUCUUCCCUACACGCAGUCACACCGUUGCCGCGCAAGGAGGCAUCAACGCUGCGUUGGGAAAUAUGGGCGAGGAUGAUUGGCGCUGGCACAUGUACGAUACCGUCAAGGGUAGUGAUUGGUUGGGUGAUCAAGACGCCAUUCAUUACAUGUGUCGAGAGGCUCCCAAAGCAGUUUUGGAACUGGAGGAAUUCGGUAUGCCCUUUUCCCGUACCGAAGAAGGCAAAAUUUACCAACGUGCCUUUGGCGGACAGAGUCUGGAUUUCGGUAAGGGUGGACAGGCCUACCGCUGUGCGGCCGCCGCCGAUCGUACCGGCCACGCCAUGCUGCACACGCUCUAUGGACGUUCUCUCGCCUUCGAUACGACAUACUUUAUUGAAUACUUCGCCAUGGAUCUACUCAUGAACGAUCAAGGUGAAUGCGUCGGAGUUGUGGCCCUCAACAUGGAAGACGGCACCAUUCAUCGCAUACACGCCAAGAAUACCGUCCUGGCCACGGGUGGCUACGGACGAACCUACUUCUCGUGCACCUCCGCUCACACGUGCACGGGCGACGGUAACGCCAUGGCCAUGCGGCAGGGCCUGUCCAACCAGGACAACGAGUUUGUGCAGUUCCAUCCGACCGGAAUUUACGGAGCUGGCUGUCUCAUCACGGAAGGCUGUCGCGGAGAAGGUGGUAUUCUGCGCAAUUCUGAAGGUGAAAGAUUCAUGGAGCGAUAUGCCCCGUCGGCCAAAGAUCUGGCAUCGAGAGACGUCGUUUCACGUUCCAUGACCAUGGAAAUACGCGAGGGACGGGGUGCAGGUCCAAAGAAGGAUCACAUCUAUCUACACUUGGAUCAUCUUCCUCCGGAUCUCUUGGCAGAACGAUUGCCUGGAAUCAGCGAGACGGCUGCCAUUUUCGCCGGUGUUGACGUGACCAAGGAGCCUAUUCCUGUUUUGCCUACAGUUCAUUACAACAUGGGGGGUAUCCCGACCAAUCACUAUGGGGAAGUUAUCCGAACCAAGUUUGAUAAGGAUGGAAACUUUUCCAAAGACGAGGUUGUUCCGGGACUCUUUGCAUCGGGUGAAUCUGCGUGUGCUUCCGUUCACGGUGCCAAUCGGUUGGGAGCCAACUCUUUGCUAGACAUUGUUGUCUUUGGGCGUGCUUGUGCCAACCGCAUUGCCGAAAUCGCAAAACCCGGGGACAAGAUUGCCGAUGGUCCUUCCGAUGUUGGUUUUGGUAGCAUUGCCGAACUCGACAAGCUUCGAUACGCGGAAGGACAUGCCACAACUGCCGAUAUUCGCUCCGAAAUGCAAAGCGUGAUGCAGGAACACGCUGCCGUCUACCGCACUACCCAGACGCUGGCGGAAGGAAAGACCGCCAUUGACGGCGUCGUUGACAAAUUCAAAGACAUUGCCGUGACUGACAAGUCUCUGGUGUGGAACACGGAUUUGGUCGAAACUUUGGAGUUGCGCAACUUAUUGGCCUGCGCAUCGACCACCAUGUAUGGUGCCGAGAAUCGCAAGGAAAGUCGGGGUGCCCAUGCUCAUGAAGAUUAUCCCACGCGUGACGACGAAAAUUGGAUGAAGCACACAUUAUCUUACUUUGACGAAAGCACUGGACGGACCGAAAUCAAAUACCGUCCAAUCCAUUACUACACUCUGGACGAAGAUGAAUGUAAAACUGUCCCUCCGGUAGCUCGUGUUUACUGA
Molecule: messenger RNA, 1917 nt
Organism: Phaeodactylum tricornutum CCAP 1055/1
Lineage: Eukaryota; Bacillariophyta; Bacillariophyceae; Surirellales; Neidiaceae
Gene: SDH1
Product: succinate dehydrogenase flavoprotein
Exons: 5
Coding region: 1-1917 (638 amino acids)
Biological process (GO): tricarboxylic acid cycle; mitochondrial electron transport, succinate to ubiquinone
Molecular function (GO): electron transfer activity; flavin adenine dinucleotide binding; succinate dehydrogenase (quinone) activity
Source: RefSeq, a predicted model, not a curated record